UAAUGAUAGCAGAAUUAAUAAAUUAAAAAAUCAUAUAGAAAAUAGUUUUAGUACCAUGUGGUAAUAGAAAAGAUAAAUAAUUAACAGAUGGAUUUCAUAGAUACAAAAUGUUAUAAUUGCUUGUAGAAAGUAUUUGAAUAUUUAAAGAACUAAAGAUCAAUUUAAAAAUAUAGAUUUAGUUGUAAUAGAUGAUUAUGAAUUAUAAAAUGGAUAAUUGGUGCCUACAUAUUAUAUGUUAUAAAAAAUGAGAGAUAAAUAUUAAGAUGUUUAUUUUGUGAUUGGCAGUGAUUUAGUAAAUAGUUUACCUAAUUGGGUUGAAGGUUUAAAAUUAAUUGCAGAAACUAAAUUUAUUAUUCUUAAUAGAAGUUCACAUAAAAUCAAUUAAAAUGCAAUUCUACCUCCUAAUUAUGAAAUGGUGUAAGAUUUUGAAUUCGGAAUUAGUUCUACUGAAAUUAGAAAAAGGAUUAAGAAUUCUUGUACUCAAUAUCUAGAUUGUUUAGGUAUAUUAACACCAGAAAUUAUAGAAUACAUUAAAGUAAAUAAUUUAUAUCAAUCAUGA
Paramecium pentaurelia is the source of this 559-nucleotide messenger RNA. Lineage: Eukaryota; Ciliophora; Oligohymenophorea; Peniculida; Parameciidae. The record is from the annotation of a GenBank genome assembly.